GCGUUUUUAAAAGACGGAGCGCCGGUCUGCAAUGCAUUCUCUAUGGCAGGACGCGCAAGCAGCGCGCCUUUUAAAAAGCCGGCCGGAGCGUUUAAACGCUCCACGCGCCUCGCGCUUUUAGACGCGCGCCCCCGUUGAAAAAAGUUGAACUUUUGAAGAAAAGCGCUUCACGUCAUCGGCGCUUUUUUUGAACGACCAAUCAAAAUCGAGGAUGAGGCAAGGCUAAAAGUAUAAACCGAACUCAAACUGAAACAAACUGAAACAUGUCGGACGAAAGCUUGAUAACAGCUGUGAGCGAGUGUCCGGUCCUGUACGACCUCACGUUGAAGGCCUACCACGACCUAACAAAACGCAACCAGGCCUGGCGAGACAUUUCAUCUAUGCUGGGCGUUACAGCUGAAGUGUCCCGCAAGAAAUGGAAGUACUUGCGGGAUAAAUAUUUGAGGGAGAGGAAGGCAGAGAGGGACAGGAAGAAAAGUGGGGCCGGUGCCACCUCUUUCAAGAGGUGGAAGUAUAUGGCGAUCAUGGGCUUCCUGGAGCUCCAUGUGAAGGAGAGGGUAUCUUCUAGUAAUAUGGAGCAGGGAGAUUAUAGCCGGCAGGAAAUAGCACCGGAGAUCUUGGCCCUGCUAGCGCCCAGUAUGUCUCCCCAACGAGAGGUGGUGGCUCAAAGUGAAGAGGAGAUAUCUCCUCCCUCUCCCAGCCUAUCAGAGUCCGCUGUGGACACCUCUCCUCCAUCUCCUCCCACUACCUCUACGGUGACUCUGGUCACACCGCUGCGUCCUGUACCUCCACCACCACGCAGGAGACAGCUGGAGCAGCCGCUGUCUGCGUUCCAGAAAUCAAUCCUGUCCUCCAUCCAGAAAGAAAAGGAGAAUACAAUGGCUGUGGACGAGGAUGAGCAUUUUAUGCUCAGCCUCGUCCCAUCAUUGAGGAGGCUGUCGAACCAAAAAAGGGCCCAGGCGCGCAUGAGGAUGCAGCAGGUCCUUUAUGAUGUGGAGUUUGGAGAGUAAUUAAUUUGUAAUCAUUUUCUAUUUAGAUUUAGUUUUAAGAUUUAACAUUUUUUUAAAUGUGUAAAUAAAAUUUGUAAUCAGUUUCUAGUUAGAUUUAGUACAAGCUAUAAGAAAUGUUUCAAAUGUGUACAUAAUAUCUUGGAAUCAUUUUCUAUUUAGAUUUAGU
This is a messenger RNA of Gadus chalcogrammus (walleye pollock), 1176 nucleotides long. RefSeq names its product transcription factor Adf-1-like. NCBI's taxonomy places the organism in Eukaryota, Metazoa, Chordata, Actinopteri, Gadiformes, Gadidae. Gene Ontology annotation, molecular function: DNA binding. Gene Ontology annotation, biological process: regulation of transcription by RNA polymerase II. Gene Ontology annotation, cellular component: nucleus; transcription regulator complex. The coding region runs from base 264 to 1010 and encodes 248 amino acids. The record is from RefSeq and is a predicted model, not a curated record. The transcript is spliced from 3 exons.